AUGGCCAACUCACCAUCAAUGAAAUUAACUAGCGUCCAGGAGCUGGUGAAAGCAGCGCCCCCACUCUCAUCAAUCCCACUCCACUUCCUCCAACAAACACGAAUUGCACUUUCUGUUCCCACGCCGUCGUCGUCGGCGGAGAUUCCCACCGUUGACUAUACGCUGUUGGCUUCACCGGGGAGCGGAGAAACGGAGCUCCAGAAGUUGCACUCCGCCUGCAAGAACUGGGGCAUCUUUCAGUUUGCAUGUAUCUUACUUUCCCUCCUUUCAGUCUUCUGUAUAAGUAUGUGCUUUCAUUAUGGUAAGGUGGUGAACCACGGGAUGAGCCCUGAGGUGAUGGAGAAGCUGCGAGGCGAGAUCGAGGAAUUCUACGAGCUGCCGUUGGAAGAGAAAAUGAAGUACGGCGGAGACGGCGAAGGUUACGGCGGAGGCAGGGUGAGAGCCAACGGGAUAAGGGAUUGGGGAGAUCGCCUCUAUAUCACUACCAACCCUGUCCAUCUUAGAAGGCCAAAUCUCUUACCACAGCUCCCUUCAUCCUUAAGAGAUAACCUGGAAACAUACAUCCAAACCCUAAAAACCCUGGCGAGUGGGCUCCUCGGGUCGAUGGAAGAAGCACUGGAGAUGGAAGCAAACGAGAUGGCGGCGAAGAUGGACGACGGCCUGCAGUCGGUGGCGAUCAUAUACUACCCUCCUUGCCCGCAGCCGGAGCUGGUGCUGGGAUUCACCCCACACUCCGACGCCACCUGCAUCACCAUCCUCAGUCAAGUCAACGGCGUCGGAGGUCUGCAGGCCAAGACAAGAGACGGCAGCUGGGUUCCGGUCAACAUCCUGCCCAACGCUCUUGUGGUCCUUGUUGGAGACAUCCUCGAGGUCUUUAGCAACGGAUUGUACGAGAGCGCGGAGCACAGGGUGACCGUGAAUCCAGACAAAGAGCGGAUUUCAAUGGCUUUCUUCGUCAACCCGAAGCUGGAGGCCGAGAUCGGACCCGCUGCUAGCCUCGUGAUGAAGAACCCGCCCUGCAGAUUCAAAACCAUCUCCACGGAGCAAUACUUCAACAACUUCUUCGGCCGUGUCCUGGACAGGAAGACCAAUUUGGAGGCUCUCAAGAUUGAUAAUUGACGCCGAUCGAUUGAUUUUCUGAUCUUCGUCAUGCAUAUAGAUAUAAUAUUGCUGGUUUUGUGUGUAUUAAUUAAUUAUAUGAUAGAGUGUGGGAAUAAUCAAGUAAUGCAUAUACGUAAUACUAUCCCCAGCUGCCGUAUACUUAUAUGCUGCGGUGCUGGCCAGCCUUGAGCUAGCAGCUGGUAUAUAUAUAUAUAUAUCUUAUAAUAACUGCUCUAGUAUGUACAUCGUGUGGUCUCAAGUUUCUGUAUUGUAAAGAC
Messenger RNA from Linum tenue, 1379 nucleotides. The record is from the annotation of a GenBank genome assembly. Lineage: Eukaryota; Viridiplantae; Streptophyta; Magnoliopsida; Malpighiales; Linaceae.